AUGGAAUCUUCAAUUGACACUACUAGAUACUAUAACACACUUCAGAUAUCCAAGACUGCUACUCAGUGACAGAUUAGGGAUAGCUACAGGAGGCUUAUCAGGCAAAACCAGCCUGAAUUAGGAGGAGAUAUAGACUUUUUCCAACUAAUCAAACAGGCUUAUAAUGUUCUAAAAGAUCCUGAAAAAAGAAACCUAUAUGAUAGAUACGGUGAAACUCUGGCUUUGUCUACUAGUCCAAGGCCGAGCUCAAGGCCUAAUCAGCCUAAUUUUCAGUCUGGGAUCCCUCCGUUUUGAGAUAUGGGUGCUUUUCCUUACUUUCCCUUCGGAGGAUUGUCAAAUUUUAUGUCUCCUCCACCUGGCUCAAGGGACUAUGACCCUACUGCAAGAUAUAGUAGCCAACAUGAUUCUGAUAGACCUAAGCAGAAGACUAGGCCUAUCAGGAAAGAUUUACCAAUUACUCUUGAGGAUGCUUACAAGGGAAUCACUAAAUCCUUCAGGAUCAAAAGAAGAGUUAUCCCCGAAAGCUUUGAUGCUUAUAAUGCACAGAAGUGCCAAAGAUGUGGAGGCAAAGGAACUCAGAAAUGAUCAACAGAGACCAGCCCAGGAGAGUUCACACAAAGGGUUAUCAUCUGUGAAGGUUGCUUAGGAGGCAGAUAUAUCAACUCACAAGUUGAUGAGACUAAGAUCGUCCAGGUUAUUGUGAUCAAUAAAUCUUAAAAGUCUUUUGCUUCUUUUCCUCUUCCAUGGAAUUCUCACAUUCUAUUACUAUGACCUUUCUGUAACUGUCUUAACUUUCUUUUCUUUGUCAUCAUGGUUACUUUCAGCUUCUCAAGUCGAGAAAAUGUCCAUUUCUUUGGCUUUUGGAUGGAAGAUAAAAUUAAACAAGGAAGAGAAGCAAGUUAUGCCUGUUAUAGAAAGGUCUUUAGUAAUAUUUUCCACUGUUAGCUAAAAUCCAGCAAACAGCCUCAUAGAUCCAUGGAUGACAAUACUGUGCAGAGAGGAGUUUCUGAUUAUGAUUACAUUGUCUUGGAAAAUGAAGGAGACCAGAAGCCAAACCAGGCCAAAGGGGACGUCGAGUUUUCCAUCCAACUGGAUGAAGUACAUCCUGUGUUUAAGAGGACUGGAAAUGACUUGAAGAUGUCAAAGACAUAUAUCUUUGGUAGAUGCAUUGUGUGGAUUUUUAGGAGGUUGAUUUUAGAGGAUAAUUCUAUCAAUUAGAAUUAACUAGUCCUGCUCGGAGUUAAUUUUUAAGAAUCAUUCUCUUAAGACCUAUAUUUAACUUCCUUGAUUAUAAAUAGAAACAGAAUUGAGAGUAUGUCAAGAUAAGAAUAGAUUGCUUAAGCUAUAAAUUAAGAUUAUUCUAGAUAUUUUAUAUUA
Molecule: messenger RNA, 1377 nt
Organism: Moneuplotes crassus
Lineage: Eukaryota; Ciliophora; Spirotrichea; Euplotida; Euplotidae
Source: the annotation of a GenBank genome assembly